GCGGCCUGGGUCGCAGGCGCCGCGGGCGCGGGCGCGGCCGGCCUGGUGGCGCUGCGCUGGAGGGCCCCGGCCCGCGCGGAGGAACCCGCGGGCCCCGCCAGCGGGGACGUCUCCAGGCCAUCGGGGGCUGGGCCGCGCGUCUUCGUGUGGGGCCAGCGGGCGGCCAUGCCAGUCUGCGAGGCCACGGGCGACAGGGAGCCGCCCGGCGACGUGCGGGCGCCCACGGAGGUCGCGUGGUUCCGGCUGCGGGCCGAGGAGCUCGGCUGCCGCUGGCAGCAGCUGGCCUUCGGCCCCAGCUUCGGCGCGGCGCUGGCCGACAGCGGGGAGCUCUUCGUGUGGGGGUCCUGUCCGCGCAGGGGCGAGGCGCGGCGCUUCCUGGAGCCCCGGCCGCUGCUCUUCGAGGGCGCGGCGCCGGGCCUGCGCUUUCGCGACGUGCAGUGCUCCGAGAAGUCGAUCUGGGCCCUGGCCACAACUGGCGAGGUGGUGGUCUGGGAGCGCGCCCCAGCGAUGCUUGCGGAGCUGGCUUCCGCGCCGCCCUCGCAGGCGCCACGGGUGGCCAGGGGCGGCAAGCUGGUUCCAGGCAUGGACAGGCCGGUCCGGAUCUUGUCCGUGGGCGCCUCGCACGCCUCCUUCAUCACGGACGAGGGCGACCUGUACUGCCUCGGCAGCAACAGGUGCGGAGAGUGCGGCAUCGACCCGGCCAAGGAGACCGCCGCGGCUGGAUGCCGCUUGAUCAACUUCCCGCGGCACUGCAACCCGAUCGCCCGGGUCAGCUGCGGCAAGACGCACACGGUGGCCAUCGGCGCCGAGGGCCAGGUGCUCUCGUGGGGCGACGACUCCAAGAUACAGCUGGGCCUCGGCGACACGCGGUCCAACGUGGGCGAGGAGCGGCCGUGGGAGGGCUCCCGCGGGCUCAUCCGCAAGAUGCAGACGGGGGAGUCCAUGGCCACGUCGAGUGCCCUGCGCGGCGGCCCAACGCGCCCUCGUCCACGAUGGGCGGCUCCGGCGCUGGCAAAAAGUACGGGGAGUUCGACCCGCACCACCAGUGGCGGCCCUCGCUCAUGAUGGACAUCCCGCUGGAGUUCGAGCGGCAGGCCCACGGCACUCCGUACCCGCCGCCCGACGGGGUCGUGUGCGGCGACGACACCAGCAUCCUGAUCGUGCGGGACAGCCCCGACUGGUUCUCGCCAGAGGAGGGAACGAACCGCCUCUUCUGCUGUGGGGACAACGAGCGCGGCCAGUGCGGAAGGUCGACGCAGCAGCAGCAGCAGACGCUCGCCGCGGUGCGGCUGCCGAGGCACAGCUACACGUACAGCGUCUCCUGCGGGUCGUCGCACUGCGUGGCCCUCGUGCGCCGGUGCGGCUCGCGCAAGAGGGAGGUCUGGGCCUGGGGCGGCAACGACCGGGGCCAGGCCGGCGAGACGCGCGCGGGCGUGGUGUGCCCUGCAGCGCGGCAGCGGCUCCCGAAGGAGGCCGACGCGCGCGUGGAGGCGGUCCACUGCGGCUUCAGCUCCAGCGCCGCGGUCUGCUCCGACCGCCCUCCCCGCGCACCGGCAGGGGCCGAGCCUGGCGCGACCGGUUGACGGUCGGAAGGGGCCCUUCGCUCGUUCGGCGCUCAGGAAAAUGCAGCACAGGCCAGGGGGUAGACG
Messenger RNA from Prorocentrum cordatum, 1649 nucleotides. The record is from the annotation of a GenBank genome assembly. NCBI's taxonomy places the organism in Eukaryota, Dinophyceae, Prorocentrales, Prorocentraceae.